AUGCGCUCUCUACGCUCAUUAUCAUUAUGGCUCGCGGCGAUAUCGACGGCAGGUGUCGCUCAGGCCGCGACGGCGGAUCAAUGGCGGACGAGGAGUAUCUAUCAACUAUUUACCGAUCGAUUUGCUCCACCUUCCGGUACUGCUCCAGCACGCACAUCUCCAUUACCACAAGACUGCGAUGCUGGUCUCCAGACGUGGUGCGGUGGAACAUGGCUGUCUAUCAUCGACAAGCUGGACUACAUAUCCGCCAUGGGCUUUGAUGCCAUCUGGAUCUCACCGACAUCAGAAAAUCUGGAUGUCUGGACUCCCUACAACUACGCAUACCACGGCUACUGGGUGACAGACCCCCGCAAGAUCAACCUGCGUUUUGGAUCCUCCGAUGACCUCAAGGCGCUCAGUAAAGCCGUACAUGACCGUGGGAUGUACCUCAUGGUCGAUGUCGUAGUCAACAACGUCCCCGGUCUCACCCCCAAAGACUCCUUAUCCGCCGACACGCUCAAGUCGCAAGGUCUGAUAUGGGACGACCCGGCAUACUACCACAGCCAAUGCUGGAUCGACUACAACAAUGACACUUCCGUCAAGAACUGCUGGAUGGGCGACGACAAGCUCCCGCUCAUGGAUGUCAACACCGAACACCCAACUGUCAUCUCGACGCUCCAAAGCUGGGUCAAGGACUAUGUCAAGGAGUAUGGCAUCGAUGGAUUGCGUGUUGAUGCGGCCAAGCACGUCCCCGGUGUCUUCUGGCAGGGCUUCUGCGGCGCUUCCGGUGUUUUCUGCAUGGGCGAAGUCUACGGCGACGACACCCCUUACGCGGCCAAGUUCCAGACCGAGAAGUGGAUGGACUCGAUCCUCGGCUUCCCAUACUACUACGGCCUCGUCAAGGGCUUCGGAACACCCAUGGGCAACAUGACGGGCUUCAUCGACUCAUUCAAUACCGUCCUCUCUUCCUUCCCCGAUCCAGGCCUCCUCGGUAAUUUUAUCGAGAACCACGAUCUUCCCCGGUGGCGCAAUACAACCGUUGAUCCCCAGCUCGGAUGGAACGCUAUGGUCGCCCAGUUCGUCUUCAACGGUAUCCCCACCGUCUACUACGGGCAGGAGCAGGACGUCUCGUUUGGCGCAAACGAUCCGUACAACCGCGGAGCGCUCUGGCCGACCAAGUACGCCAAUACCACCACGUACAACCGGAUCGCUCGUCUCAAUGCUAUUCGCUCGGCCGUCAUCACGAACGGGACCAGCUUCAACGGGACCAGCUUCAUGCAGGCUACAAGUCGGAUAGCGGCUAGUACAGCCAACGACGUGGCUAUUCGCCGUGGACCCCUUCUUGCUGUUCUCACCAACCGCGGCAGUCCCCCUCAGAACGCCUCGUUCGGUAUCAACAACUCUGGCUGGCCAUCACAGUCAAGCGUCAUCGACGUCCUGUCCUGUCGCUCCUUCACGGUCGGUACAGGCGGUACCAUCUCGGUAUCCUACUCUGCUUCAGGGUACGGCGGGAUGCCAUAUGUCUUCAUGUCAUCUCAAGACGUCCAGAAUCUUCGUCUUUGCGACUACACCGGUAUCGCCCAGUCCACGAACUCCACCAUCAAUGUCAACACAACUACCAAGUCAUCAGCCCUCCCAGCAUCCCAGCUCGGAUGGGAAAGAAGCAUCGCGGCUGUUCUGGGCGCAUUAGCACUUGGGGCAGUAGCAGCGCUGUAG
Dioszegia hungarica is the source of this 1695-nucleotide messenger RNA. Its product is annotated as glycoside hydrolase superfamily. The record is from RefSeq and is a predicted model, not a curated record. Gene Ontology annotation, molecular function: calcium ion binding; alpha-amylase activity. Gene Ontology annotation, biological process: carbohydrate catabolic process. NCBI's taxonomy places the organism in Eukaryota, Fungi, Basidiomycota, Tremellomycetes, Tremellales, Bulleribasidiaceae. The transcript is spliced from 9 exons. The coding region runs from base 1 to 1695 and encodes 564 amino acids.